Molecule: messenger RNA, 1177 nt
Organism: Rubroshorea leprosula
Lineage: Eukaryota; Viridiplantae; Streptophyta; Magnoliopsida; Malvales; Dipterocarpaceae
Source: the annotation of a GenBank genome assembly
CCUCUUUUACCCUCCCCGAAACGUUUUCAUUACAGGCACCAAACCAGACGAUAAUGGCGUCCGAAACGCCACCCAACUUCUGGGGCGACAUGCCGGAGGAAGAGUAUUAUACGUCGCAAGGGGUGCGCAACACCAAGUCCUACUUCGACACACCCAAUGGUAAAAUCUUCACCCAGAGCUUUUUACCGUUGGACAAGAAGGUUAAAGCCACAGUCUACAUGACGCACGGCUACGGAUCUGACACCGGUUGGCUGUUCCAGAGAAUCUGUAUCUACUAUUCUACUUGGGGUUACGCCGUUUUCGCUGCUGACCUUCUUGGACACGGUAGAUCGGAGGGCCUACGUUGCUACUUAGGAGACAUGGAGAAAAUUGCGGCAACAUCCCUGUCGUUCUUCAAGCACGUCCGCUACAGCGAAGAGUACAGAGAUUUGCCGGCGUUUCUCUUCGGCGAAUCCAUGGGCGGAUUAGCAACGAUGUUGAUGUACUUUCAAUCGGAGCCAGAAAUGUGGACUGGCCUGAUUUUUUCAGCGCCACUCUUCGUGAUGCCGGAGAACAUGAAACCCAGUAAGGUACGACUCUUCAUGUACGGUCUCCUCUUCGGGCUGGCCGACACAUGGGCGACGAUGCCGGACAACAAGAUGGUCGGAAAAGCAAUCAAGGACCCAGAAAAACUUAAGAUCAUCGCGUCGAACCCGAGGAGGUACACGGGACCGCCGAGGGUUGGGACGAUGAGGGAGCUGUCCAGGAUGUGCCAAUACAUACAAGAUAAUUUCUCAAAGGUAACGGCGCCGUUUCUGACGGUGCACGGGACUUCCGACGGCGUGACAUGUCCAACGUCGUCGCAGCUGUUGUACGAGAAGGCAUCGAGUCCGGACAAGAGCUUGAAGAUUUAUGAAGGGAUGUACCAUUCUUUAAUUCAGGGGGAACCUGAUGAGAAUGCUGAGAUCGUUUUGAGGGAUAUGAGGGAAUGGAUUGAUGAGAGGGUUGAGAGGUAUGGGAAAAAGUGAAAACAAAAUGUUUAAAGGGAAAUUUGGAGUCAAUCAUGAAAAAGAGAGAAUUUUUAGUAAACUUGUAAUAAAAACAUGAGAAGAAUUUACGUUAUUUUUUUUUUUGUUCCAAUUCGCACACUUAAUAGUGUAACUCUUUUAUUGAACGAUUAUAAAGGGCACUUCCACAA